Cyprinus carpio (common carp) is the source of this 1997-nucleotide messenger RNA. RefSeq names its product G kinase-anchoring protein 1-like. The transcript is spliced from 12 exons. Gene Ontology annotation, cellular component: Golgi apparatus. The record is from RefSeq and is a predicted model, not a curated record. Gene Ontology annotation, biological process: signal transduction. Bases 608 to 1723 code for a protein of 371 amino acids. Lineage: Eukaryota; Metazoa; Chordata; Actinopteri; Cypriniformes; Cyprinidae.
CUGACUAGAAAACAUGUUCAGGAAAAAUGACAUCGAUAGCACGCGUUUGUUACUUGUGUUCAGCACUGACGAGCUAAAAAAAAAAAAGUCCUAGCUAGCGACAUUUUAGCUAUCAAAUGAUGCGAUAACUAGAACUGCAGUUUGUAGUUUUUUUUUUUUUUAAAAAAGGCCUAAAAUAUAACGACAGAUACAUCGGAGCUGUUCUUACAAAUACAGCAACAGUCGGUCAUUUACUAACGUUACAUCUUUUUAUUUUGUGAAGUGCUUAUAAUUCUACAGCAAACAGAUUUGGGAUUUUUCAAUGCGAAUUCAAGCCGGUUUUAUUUGUUUCUGUCAGUUCUUUAUAUUACCAGAUAUGUCUAUGUUUUCCCAGCACUGAUUUUUGAUUGAUAUGAAUCAGUGUUUACACCAGCACUGACCAUUAAACCACACGGACAUUACAGAGACGUCUAUUUGACAUCUGCAAGACCUAUUUUUUAGUGUUUGCUCAUCUGCCAUACAUCUAUAGGACGUUUCCUAUCAGCUGUUAAUUAGACGUUUAUUAGAUGUCUUGAAGAUGUUUAUGAUUUAGAAUGAAUGUAAAACAGAGACCUGUCAGAGGUUCAGGAUGGCAUCGGCGAUGAUCUCGGUGCCCACCACGGCGUCCCGCUUCGCUCUGCUGCAGGUCGACUCGGAUUCGGAGUCUGAUUCGGAUGCGGGGAAACCGAAGGCGGGUCGUGGAGCAGGGAAGCCCCGCUCGGGGAAAUCUCCCAGCGGGAAGACCAACCAAAAUAAUGACAAAAAGAAAGAGAAGAGAAGACGAAAGAAGGAGCAGCAGCAGAGUGAAGCCAAUGAGCUCAGAAGUCUUGCUUUUAAGAAGAUCCCUCAGAAGUCAACAGCACCUCCCUCCACGCUGACGCUGCAGGAUUCGGCCAAUGAUCUGAUCCCCCCGGCGGCGGUCCAGCGCGGCUCCAAGCCCCAGGAGAGCUGGCAGGAGUGGAAACAGAGAGAUGAACAGCUGACCAGUGACUUGUAUGAGGCGGAUCUGGAGAAGGCCUUGAUGCUCAGUAAACUGGAAUUUGAGCAGCAUAAAAAGGAUGCUGAAAGAACAGAGACGGCGUCACCAAAAGCAAAAGCAGGAGGAAAGAAGGACAGGAAAAAGAAUCAGCAGGGGAAGGACAAACAAGUGACUGUGUCUCUUAAAGACUUCCAGCAGGAGGGUGGCGUGGAUCAGCUGAACAAGAAGCCUGACAGAGAGCCUGUGAAUCCAGCGUUGCGUGACGACAAGUUUUUCAACCAGCUGGAGGAUGAUGUGAGCCAGAUCGUCCAGCGUGACAAGCGCAGAGAGCAGUACAGCAACAGCGCCAGCCACGAGGUCAACACCUCCUCAGAGCAGGAGCAGGAUGUGAGAACUGAGCAGUUAAAAUAUGAACUGGAAAAGAAAGACCAGGAAAUUAUAAAGUUGAAAAAGACUAUUUCACAAUGGGAGAUAAGAUAUAAGGAAGUGAAGGCCAGAAACGCUCAGCUGCUUAAAAUGCUUCAGCAGGGAGAGAUGAAGGACAAAGCUGAAAUUCUGCUGCAGGUGGAGGAGCUCCAGAACAUUAAAGAAGAGCUGUCCUCACAGGUGACACAAUUACACACAGCUCUGGAGCAAGAGAGGUCAAAAGUGAAGGGCUUGCAGUCAGAGCAACCGAAACAUCAGGGGAACCGGAAGGGUAAAAAAGCAUCAGACGGGGAUGUAUGAAGAUGCAUGUUAGAGGACAGACAGCUUGAAUGUUUCAGCUCCUUUGUCAAGCCGAUAAUGUCUUUAAUAUCUGUUCGAAACACCACACACACUCUCUUAACCAAACUACCACCGUCACACACACACUCCCGUUUAUUACUGCAUAGUUCUGUUAUCCUGAUCACAGUGAACAGAAGGUCUGCUUCUACUCUGUAGAAUAAAUCCUGUUCUCUGCACUGUGAAUCAAAGGCAUACAAUCCUGAGUUAUUUUCAAUAAAGAUGCUAAUCUACUUUU